Messenger RNA from Racocetra persica, 332 nucleotides. Lineage: Eukaryota; Fungi; Glomeromycota; Glomeromycetes; Diversisporales; Gigasporaceae. The record is from the annotation of a GenBank genome assembly.
CAACCGGUGGAAUGAUAUCCGAUUUUGCAAACCGAAAAUUGAAAAUGCGUGGUCGUUUGAUGAGUCAAUUCUUGGUCUUGUUAUUGGAAGGCGUAUUUUUACUCAUUUUCCGAUUCUCGCUUACAACCUUAACAUCAUCUAUUAUUGUUAUGAUUAUCUUUAGUUACUUCACCCAGGCGGGUUGCGGUACAACAUAUGGUAUAGCACCAUUCAUAGAUCCUGAAAUAUAUGGUACAGUUGCUGGGUUAAUAGGGACAGGUGGUACGCUUGGUGGUAUAGCAUUUGCUUCAGUAUUCAAAUAUUAUGCCGACUCGCUUUCAACUGGAUUCGUG